Molecule: messenger RNA, 579 nt
Organism: Nezara viridula (southern green stink bug)
Lineage: Eukaryota; Metazoa; Arthropoda; Insecta; Hemiptera; Pentatomidae
Source: the annotation of a GenBank genome assembly
AUGGCUACGAAGGAGAGUGAAGAGAGAGAAGAGGCGCUGCACCGAGGGGUGGAAGCCGACUGUGAAAGGUUAAGAGUUAAAAAUAUAAAUAGUAAAGCAGGGGGGAAGAGGGGGACGGGUGUGGGUCUGUGGCGGCCGGGGAUUGGCCGGAACGUCAGCCAAUCGGCUCGAGGCAGCUGGUGGAGGGGGGGAGGUGACGGCCUCACUCCCGCGGUGGGGCCGGCUCGAAGCGGAGCUCGAGUGUCCCAGAUGAGGUACGAGAGCCAGGAACCGCAAGCCACGCAGGCCAUGUCCUACCAAGCGUACCUUCUUCACCGGCCGACAGACUUCAGUGUGAGUAGCCUACUCACUCCGCAGCCAGGGCCAAGCUAUCCACUUCCGAUCCCCUGUUAUCCACUGCCCAAGCACCCCUACACGACAGCAGAGGACGUCCUCCAACACCCGGCCAUGCUGAGGCCUCUUCAGCCAGAGGACGACGGCAUCGUCGACGACCCCAAGGUCACACUGGAGGGUAAGGAGCUCUGGGAGAAGUUUCACAAGCUGGGUACUGAGAUGGUCAUCACAAAGUCCGGGAGGUAA